This is a messenger RNA of Pelagomonas calceolata, 912 nucleotides long. NCBI's taxonomy places the organism in Eukaryota, Pelagophyceae, Pelagomonadales, Pelagomonadaceae. The record is from the annotation of a GenBank genome assembly.
GCCGCUCCGCAAGUUGGGUUGGGCAGCCCUGAGCAGCUGUUAGAGCAGCGUGGGCAGCGCAGGUGACAAUAAUUGUAGUGCCCUACUAAAUGCUGCAGCUCGCAAGAUGGCAGUACUCGACGAGUUAAGAACAGCUCGACAAGAGGGUUAUGAUGUCGUACAGGACACCCUAGCUUGGCUUGACACCGACGAAUACAACAACGACGGCUGCGCAGAUUUUCUGUCAGAUAUUUGCCACGAUUUCGAAAUCACCGAGACGGACGUUGACCUUGCACGGCUGCUUCUAUCACGUGGAGCAGACGCCAAUUAUUGUGAGGAAGGCGACGGGUGGACCCUUUUACAUGCCGCCGUCAGUUUUUCUCGCAAUGAAUACGGCCGAAAGCUUACCACAGCGCUCAUCGGCGCCGGCGCGGAUGUCAACGCGAGGGCACAUGUAGAUAAUACUUCUCUUACUCCUCUCUGUACGUUGUUAGACAGCAAUGCAUGUUCCACUAGUAGACUGCCUCACUGUCUGGAAACCGCCACCCUAUUACUGCGCGCCGGCGCAUCACUAGACGCAUGCUGGGAUGAUGAUUCGGCCGAGGACUUUGUCGAAGCCUUGUUGCCGGUGCCUCGAAGCCGGAACGGCGUGGCCUCCGACCCCAAUUUUCUCGCCCUCAAAACGCUUUUCGCCAAUGUGCGCCGCGCCGGAAGUUACAAGCUGUGGACCCGCGAAAACGUCAAAGCACUGCUCCGCCUCCGGUCCCUCGUCGCGCGCGGCCGCGCCCGAGACAUAAAGCGCCUGCGCGCGAAGACGCCCCGAGAAUUCGCGCUCCUCUUCGCGCCGGCGUUCCCGAACGAGCUCUUCUGGAAAGUGAUGGAAUACUGGAAUCCGCGUGUGUAAAUGUGAUUACUCGCCCCCCACACCAUAAG